This is a messenger RNA of Acanthamoeba castellanii str. Neff, 1008 nucleotides long. RefSeq lists its product as uncharacterized. The transcript is spliced from 4 exons. The record is from RefSeq and is a predicted model, not a curated record. The coding region runs from base 1 to 1008 and encodes 335 amino acids. NCBI's taxonomy places the organism in Eukaryota, Discosea, Longamoebia, Acanthamoebidae.
AUGCUCAAGAUGAUCCAAGAGCUAAUCCGCUUGGGCACUACGCCGAAGGACCCGUCCAUGAGGAAAGACUUUUACCUCGUGACCGACCACCCCCUCUACGAGCUCAUCGUAAAGAAGCCCACCGCCAACAAAUGCAUGGAGAUGAUGUCCGCCAUCGCCGCCAAGGACAAAGGGAGCCCUGACCCGACGAUCAAGAUCGACCUCAACUUUGAGCUGGGCGAGACGAUGAACAGGACAGGCACCCAGUGGGGCGGGUGCUACAUCAAGCUCACGCCCUCCAAGCACUCGAUGAGCAGAAAGUCGCGGCUGAGGGAGAGGGUGAUCCCCUACCCGGCCUACCCCGGCGACCCGGCCGUCUACACGGGACCCUUCACCACCUCGCCCGUGGGCCACGCCGGCGUCGUGGUGGGCGGCAUGCCCGGCGUCGCGCCGCCAUCGCCUCCCGGCCUUCCGCUGCCGCCCUUUGCCACCGCCGGCGCCGGCGGAGAUCCCCGGGGGAUGGGCCUGCGCGUCGCGGCCAAGAGGGGCGAAGAGGAGGACGAGCAGCAGCAGCAGCAACAGCAGCAGAUGGUCCAGGAGGCCAGAGCCGACGCGAACGGGCAGGAUGAGAACGGAUCCUUCCAGUCCGCCAUGUCCUGGCUCUACGGCACCUGGGACAGGAGAGACCGGCUGCUUCAGGAGAGGGCGGCGAUCAUUCACCAGCUGCAGAGGGAGCGGGAGGAGAUGCGCCUGGGUCUCGAGGAGAGGGACACCAUCCUGAGGCAGCGGGACGAAGAGGUCAACCGCAUGAGGGAGGAGAUCAACCUGCUCCUGAGGGAGAUGCAGAAGCUCAAGGAGGGCGGCACCGAGGAGAGCUCGACCGAGGAGCUGUUCCUGCUGGAGAAGAUACUCGAAAGCAGCAGGAACGUCGUGCGGGAGAGGAUCAAGAGGAGCGCCGAGCUCAAGGAGGAAAAGAAGGUCGACGAAGCCGUCGCCGGCGUGGAACCCCCCGCCCCGAUGGCCGUCUGA